Messenger RNA from Spizellomyces punctatus DAOM BR117, 1142 nucleotides. RefSeq lists its product as uncharacterized. The record is from RefSeq and is a predicted model, not a curated record. Bases 85 to 1017 code for a protein of 310 amino acids. Lineage: Eukaryota; Fungi; Chytridiomycota; Chytridiomycetes; Spizellomycetales; Spizellomycetaceae. The transcript is spliced from 3 exons.
UGUUCUCUGCGCUGUAGAACGGGAAACAAGCAACCUUUGACCGACAAGAUACCCUGUCUUUCGUGCGGAAUCCUCCAAGGGGACAUGUCUUCCCACCCUUCCCAACCUACCCCGACGGAGGACACGCCAGGGCAAUUCGGGCAGCCAUCACCUCCACCACCUGCACUCCUCCCACCGCGCUACCAACCUGAUCCGUCACCGACUUUUGGCGCAGCGACGGAAACGUAUACCCAACCUCCUCAUUAUCCAAUCUCCAUUCGCUCCGUUCCACCCGCCUAUGGGCCUGACCCGGAGAUUCAACGCAAGUUAUAUGUCCAAUACAGGAGUAGAUUAAGAAAGACGUAUGGCGUACCGUUGCUGACAUGGAUUCCGUCCUUUGGGUUCAUACUGUAUUAUGCAAUUGCAAAUGAAGUUAAAGGUAAAAUGACACCGUACACAUGGGUUGCCGUCGUUCUAUGGGUUAUGAUGCUCUUUGCCAUCAUCUAUGCAUAUCACACACGAUUCAAGCGCCUCACUCGUGUCUUUAAGAUGGGAAUCCUUGACUCACUUCCAAUCGAUGAACUUAAUGACGUUGUCAUGCAUGGAGCUCCUUUGCGAUCUGCUCCCGACUAUGACGAAACUGCCGUAAGAUACGAUGAACCUCUUCCGCUAUAUCCAGCAAGACGAACAGAGUCUAGUUCUUCAAGAGGAACUACACAGAGUUGGCGGAGAUGGUGGACGGGAGAGACUACACCGGAUGCGGAGACAGGUCCACAACAACAAAGCGCUGUUCCGAUGACAGAUUUGAUGGUCGAGGGAAGUAGAGAAAGGGCGGGGUCUUUAAGUAGUGUAGAAACGAAGGUGAUGGUCCUUGAGUAUGGCACUGCCGAGCCGAAAGAUGGAGUUGAAACAGAUCACGAACGGGAUGGACAAGCAUCAACCUCUAGCAGCAUUCUGUUGCCAGAACCUCAGGAGGCGGGCGAAAUCCCAAGAUCCGUGGCGGUGCAUGAUAGUCCGGCAGUUUCCCCUCCUUUGUAGAAUACAGAAAUGUGCAUGUUAUGAUUACGUAGAUAGAUUUAUAUGUUUUGUAUAUUCUUUUAUAUUGAUGUUUGGCUUUCUCUCAAUGAAUUCCUUUCUGGUUAACUCUCUGCACAGAACCUGAA